Messenger RNA from Phyllostomus hastatus (greater spear-nosed bat), 1344 nucleotides. RefSeq names its product putative selection and upkeep of intraepithelial T-cells protein 1 homolog. Gene Ontology annotation, biological process: regulation of cytokine production; T cell receptor signaling pathway. Gene Ontology annotation, cellular component: external side of plasma membrane. NCBI's taxonomy places the organism in Eukaryota, Metazoa, Chordata, Mammalia, Chiroptera, Phyllostomidae. The record is from RefSeq and is a predicted model, not a curated record. Gene Ontology annotation, molecular function: signaling receptor binding. The transcript is spliced from 8 exons. Bases 1 to 1155 code for a protein of 384 amino acids.
AUGGAAUCUACAGGACACCCUCUCCCCAGACACUGUGUUGUCCUGCUCCUCCUUCAGAUGAUAGCACCAAGUUCAGAACAGUUUACAGUGACUGGCUUACAGGGGAAAAUCUUGGCUCCAUUGGGUGGACUAGUUGAGCUCAGCUGUCAGCUGUCCCCACCACAAAGUGCAGAACACAUGGAGAUACGCUGGUUCCGGGACCGCUACACUCAACCUGUUCACCUGUACAAGAAUGGUAAAGACCUGUAUGGAGAAACUAUCUCCAGAUAUGUGGAGCGGACAGAGCUCCUGAAAGGAGCUAUCCGAGAAGGUAAAGUGAUCCUCAGGAUCUUCAAUGUCAGUGUUGAUGACGAUGGGCAGUAUCACUGCUUCUUCAAGGAUGGUGAUUUCUAUGAAGAAGCCAUCGAAGAAGUGAAGGUUACAGCUACAAGCUUAGAAGUACAGAUUCGUGUGCAUCCUCCUAACAUCAAAGGUCUUUUGGUGGAGUGUAAUUCAAGAGGUUGGUUCCCACAGCCUCAAAUGGAAUGGAGAGACAGCAAAGGAGGGGUCAUUCCAACUACAUAUGAAUCCCAUUCUCAGGAUGUGGACAAAUUGUUCAACAUGAAGAUGACCCUUCUUCUUACACAGAGCUCUCGUGAGAAUAUCACUUGCUACCUUCGAAACCCUGUAACUGGUCAAGAGGAAAGGACAAGCAUUGCCCUAUCAGAUCAAUUGUUUCCAUGGAACACUAUUUGGGUAAUGAUUCUGAGCAUGAUUCUGGCUCUGCUGCUGAUUUUUGUCAUGGUGCCUUGUGUUGAUCUACAUCGCAGGUUGCAAAUUCAGCAGAAAGGAGCCAGAUGCAGUUCGCAGUCUUCUGAAUGUUCCAGAAUCUGCACUAGAGACUGUCAGCCUGUUACCUGGUGCACAGGUUGCUGCAGCAAAAUGAGACGUCCCUUUGCAGUGGGCACAGGAAUAAUACUGUCUUCGCUGUGUGUAAUCAGCUCUCUUAUUUCCUAUUUGCAUCACAAAAGCAGAGUUCCUGCUUCAGAUCCACAUUUCCAAUUGGAUACCGUCUGGUUGGAGGACAUGACUAUGAUCCUGUGUGUUCUGACUGUCUUCAUCACCAUGAUCAUUUCCUUUAUUUACUUUAAAUUCAGAGGUUUGCUACAAAGUUAAGAGAUUAAAAAAGCAUCAAACAACUUAUCUGGAACUAUGGGUGAAGAAAAGAUGGUGGAACAAUAUGCUAAGAGCUCAGAAGCAAAUAACUGUGGCCCUACAAUAUUAUAUAUAACCAAGUAAUUCUAGGUGGAGGGCAAAUAAAAUAUAUUUCUAUGUUCAAAUUUACAUUUAAUUUGUAGCUCUUGU